GCUGCUUGGGCUGAAAACACCGGUGGAGACAUGGUCGUUCUCUGCUCUCCUCUCCUCUCUUCCCCUACCGGCAGUGGCGCCAACUGACCGACAGACGCAGGUGCAGUGGAGGCAGGGGGGUGCCAGCAGCCAAGGGCUUCAUGGUUUUGGAAGGGGCUUGGCAUGGGACACAGGGGUCAGGUGUCCCCCACAAUGGGGACAGGCCGACAAGCUGCUAUUCUGGGGCUCUGAUCACGGCCACCUAUUUAUAGCGCUGGGAGGGGGGAGGCCUUGGCCCUCCCCACACAAGCAGCAGAGAGGCUGCCUACUGCAAUGUCACUGCCACUGCAGACUGCCAGCAGCUGCCACCACAUCCCAGCCGAAGGAGACAGAGGGGCUGCAGUCUGACAGGAACCCCAGGACCACCAGGUGCUGUGUGAGGAAAGGACGUGGCCGGUCAGAUGGGCAGCACCAUGGAGCCCCCUGGGGGCGGGUACUUGCACCUGGGCGCUGUGACGUCCCCGGUGGGCACAGCUCGUGUGCUGCAGCUGGCCUUCGGCUGCACCACCUUCAGCUUGGUGGCGCACCGGGGUGGCUUCGCGGGCGUCCAGGGCACCUUCUGCAUGGCAGCCUGGGGAUUCUGCUUUGCGCUCUCGGGUCUGGUGGUGGCCUGUGACUUCACCCGGCUCCAUGGCUGCCUACACCUCUCCUGGGGCAACUUCACUGCAGCCUUCGCUAUGCUGGCCACGCUGCUGUCGGCCACGGCCGCCGUCAUCUACCCGCUGUACUUCACCCGGCUGCAGUGCCCACCUGAGCCUGCAGGUUGUGCAGCCAGGGACUUCCGCUUGGCCGCCAGCGUCUUCGCCGGGCUCCUCUUUCUGGCCUAUGCUGCAGAGGUGGCCCUGACCCGGGCCCGGCCAGGCCAGGUGGCCAGCUACAUGGCUACGGUGUCCGGACUGCUCAAAAUUGUCCAGGCCUUCGUGGCCUGCAUCAUCUUUGGGGCACUGGUCCAUGACAGUCGCUACGGGCGCUAUGUGGCCACCCAGUGGUGUGUGGCGGUCUACAGCCUGUGCUUCCUGGCCACGGUGACCGUGGUGGUCCUGAGCGUGAUAGGCCACACGGGCGGCCUGCACUGCCCCUUCGACCGAGUGGUGGUGGUAUACACCUUCCUGGCUGUGCUCCUCUACCUCAGUGCUGCAGUCAUUUGGCCCGUCUUCUGUUUCGACCCCAAGUACGGCAUGCCUGGGCGGCCCCCCGACUGCCCUCGGGGCAGCUGCCCCUGGGACAGCCAGCUGGUGGUGGCCAUCUUCACCUACGUCAACCUGCUCCUCUACGUGGCCGACCUCGCCUACUCCCAGAGGAUCCGCUUCGUGCCCUCUCUAUAGCCCAUCAGGUGGUAACCCACUCACCUCUGCUGUCCCGGGGCACCAGGCACCAUGAGAGUGACCCAAGAGAACACAGACCCUCUGGGAACGAGCCGGAGGAGGAGGCAACCAGCACAGCCACUCCUGGACUUCUGGCAGCGCUGGCAGCUUGGGGGCAGGAGGGGUGGGGAACAGAGGAGCAGGAGGCCCUGAGCAGGACAUCAGAGGAGGCUCCUCUGCCAGGCAGCGCCCAGCCUUUUCUGUUUGUCACUCUCUGUCUGUUUCCCUCUCCCUCUCUGUCUGUGUCUCUCUGUCUUCCUCUCUCUCUGUCUCUGUUUCUCUCUAUCUCUAGCUUUAUUUCUCUGUCUCUGUCCCUAUUUUCUGACCCUCUCUGUCUCAGUGAUGGUCACUGUAACACCUGAGAAACCUUUGAAGUAGGUGCUGUUGUGACCCACUUUGCAGAUGGGGACACUGAGGCUCAGAUUUAGGAGGCGGCCCCGCCCCAUGUGUCCAUCAGUGUCUGGAGCCCACAUUCAGGCUGGGUAACCUACGGAGAGUUAAAAAACAAUCAAUUCUCAGAGGUGUGGGAAGGGGUUGGAGAGAAGCCCAGGAGAGGGCCAGAGCUGGGCCGGCAGAGGAGUGUGGCGGCCGGGUCUUUCUCCAGCCUUGCGGGGGGGUGGGGGGACAGUUCCCAGAACCCUGGAAUGACAUCUAUCAAAGCAGGGCUCUGCUGAAGGGUCUGCGCUCCCGGAAGAGGACCCAGGAAUCGGCGCCCCAGUGCGCCUGUCUUUCAGCGGCCACAAAUGCCCGAGUCGGGGCCAAGACUGUGGUGUGGUCACACAGGGCAGCCUCAGUGGGCUGUAGACAGCACAGGUGGCCUGUAGUGGCCCGCAGAGAGCAUAGCACGCUGAGGAGAAGCUGGGUUCCCACUCAGGCAGGCCUCUCACCAUUGGUCCCCAUGCAACAGUGUCUGCAAUGUCUGCUGUGGGCCCAGGGGAGACUGGCUUGGGGCAGCCACUGGAAUGCACAGCCUGGGCACCGGGCACCUCUCUGCUGCUCAGGCCAUGACCUCCACUCAAGUGUCCAUCUCCUCAGCCACUGACCACCAAAGCCCACUUUCCAGCCUGCUUCUCCCACUCAAGAGCCCAGCCUGAGCUGGCCCGGAGCAGCCCACUGGUCGACCCAUGGACUGGCCAGGGCCUUGAGCAGGAAAUAAAUGCCAACACUUAUUUGCA
This is a messenger RNA of Hipposideros armiger (great roundleaf bat), 2578 nucleotides long. RefSeq names its product myeloid associated differentiation marker like 2 (gene MYADML2). The transcript has a single exon. Lineage: Eukaryota; Metazoa; Chordata; Mammalia; Chiroptera; Hipposideridae. Gene Ontology annotation, cellular component: membrane. The record is from RefSeq and is a predicted model, not a curated record. Bases 441 to 1364 code for a protein of 307 amino acids.